Capsicum annuum is the source of this 1660-nucleotide messenger RNA. RefSeq names its product alcohol dehydrogenase class-3. NCBI's taxonomy places the organism in Eukaryota, Viridiplantae, Streptophyta, Magnoliopsida, Solanales, Solanaceae. The transcript has 10 exons. Gene Ontology annotation, cellular component: cytosol. The record is from RefSeq and is a predicted model, not a curated record. Gene Ontology annotation, molecular function: zinc ion binding; S-(hydroxymethyl)glutathione dehydrogenase [NAD(P)+] activity. Gene Ontology annotation, biological process: formaldehyde catabolic process. Bases 150 to 1352 code for a protein of 400 amino acids.
CCUCUGUGUAGCAAAUACCACAUUAGUACUAAAUUGAAUUUAGAAGGUCCCCAAUAGAGUCGGCGGAUCUGUGUGCAGUACACAUCCUCAAACCACUUCUGUUUCUCUCACAAAUUGAUUCUGUGGUCUGUAAUUUGAGUUCCAACAUCAUGGCUACGCAAGGUCAAGUCAUCACCUGCAAAGCUGCCGUGGCCUGGGAACCCAACAAGCCUUUGGUGAUUGAGGACGUGCAGGUGGCUCCACCACAGGCCGGUGAAGUCCGUGUUAAAAUUCUGUAUACUGCUCUCUGCCACACCGAUGCUUAUACCUGGAGUGGCAAGGAUCCUGAGGGUCUCUUCCCAUGUGUUCUUGGUCAUGAGGCUGCAGGGAUAGUAGAAAGUGUUGGUGAAGGAGUGACUCACGUUCAGCGAGGAGACCAUGUUAUACCUUGUUACCAGGCAGAAUGCGGAGAAUGCAAGUUCUGCAAAUCAGGAAAGACUAAUCUUUGUGGUAAAGUAAGGGCUGCUACUGGAGUGGGAGUUAUGAUGAGCGACCACAAGAGUCGGUUUUCUAUCAAUGGAAAAUCAAUCUAUCAUUUCAUGGGAACUUCAACCUUCAGUCAAUACACUGUUGUCCAUGAUGUUAGUGUUGCAAAGAUUGACCCAGUAGCUCCUCUGGAGAAAGUCUGCCUUCUGGGUUGUGGUGUUCCAACCGGCCUUGGAGCUGUUUGGAACACUGCAAAAGUUGAACCAGGUUCCAUUGUUGCUGUAUUUGGCCUGGGAACAGUUGGUCUUGCUGUGGCGGAGGGUGCAAAAGCUGCUGGUGCUUCACGAAUUAUCGGAAUUGAUAUUGACAGCAAAAAGUUCGAUAGAGGCUUCAAUUACAAGUUACUAAUGUUCAAUCAAAAGCUGAAGUCCCUACGGCUUUGGUUCAAUGCAAAAAAUUUUGGUGCAACUGAAUUCAUCAAUCCCAAGGAGCAUGAGAAACCCAUUCAGCAAGUCAUUGUUGAUCUUACAGACGGUGGUGUUGAUUACAGUUUUGAGUGCAUAGGAAAUGUCUCUGUUAUGAGGGCUGCUUUAGAGUGUUGUCACAAGGGUUGGGGAACCUCAGUGAUUGUAGGUGUUGCUGCAUCUGGUCAGGAGAUAUCUACCCGUCCAUUUCAGUUGGUGACUGGUCGUGUGUGGAAGGGAACCGCUUUUGGUGGUUUCAAAAGCCGAUCACAAGUUCCUUUGCUCGUGGACAAGUAUUUGAAGAAGGAAAUCAAGGUGGAUGAAUACAUCACUCAUAAUAUGACCCUUACGGACAUAAACAAAGCUUUUGACCUGAUGCAUGAUGGAGAGUGCCUCCGUGUUGUCCUGGAUAUGUUUGUAUGAAUGAAGUCUUUAGGCUCUUUAUGUUGCUGACUUGCUGGUUUUGUGCUAUUGCUCCGGCAUUAUUUCCGUUUCCCUUUCCCCAAGUAUUUGUGUGGAAUAAAAAAGAAAGCGAAAAGAGGGAUAGAUGAACUCUUUUUAAGUGGAUGGUUUUUAUUAUCUUUUCAAGUAAAUGUUCUCCUUCAAGCUCAACCACCUUUGUGAUUUUGGACUUGGGAUAAACUCUCCCAUGUUUGCAUCAAUGUAUCCUCGCUUUUCUGAAGUACAGUAUCUAUGCUAUUCCUAAUGGUCAUAUAAAAUGAAAUUUUUUA